Messenger RNA from Trichophyton benhamiae CBS 112371, 870 nucleotides. RefSeq lists its product as uncharacterized. The coding region runs from base 1 to 870 and encodes 289 amino acids. Lineage: Eukaryota; Fungi; Ascomycota; Eurotiomycetes; Onygenales; Arthrodermataceae. The record is from RefSeq and is a predicted model, not a curated record. Gene Ontology annotation, molecular function: FAD binding. The transcript is spliced from 2 exons.
AUGAGCAACUGGGGAUGUCUAUACCUGAUUCUGAGAGCGAACUUCGACGGCUUGAAAUCUGAGACGGUUCCAAACCCACCACAGCCACGCAAGGGAGAUGGGAAAGUGGAGUAUUGGCCUGGAAAGCGCGCGACAGGACUGAAAUAUGAUCGCGAUGCCGGUAAGGUGCACCUCCAGUAUGUGGAUGUGACAACCGGUGAAGAUGGAACUGUGAGCGCAGACACCAUUAUCGCAGCAGAUGGGGUGCACUCCACGAUUAGGAAAAUAUUGCAGGUACCGACACGCAAGGAUUACUUUAUUCCAACGGAGACUGGACAUGUUGAACCUGGCAAGCGUCUGAUCAACUGGGUGUGGUAUUAUGUUCUUCCCGACGGAUCCCCCGAGAUGGAUACCAUCUUUACCGACAUACAUGGCAAGGUACACCCCAACACGGUUCCUCAGGGGCUUGUCAACCCUGGCGUCUGGGCUUCUCAGGUGGCGCGAUACCUCCCACAAAUGACGGCUCCACUAGCUGAGGUGGUUAGCAAAACACCUAGGCCGUUCGUAACGAAAGUGGGAGAAGCGCAAUGCUUUACGCCCAGCUUCUACGAUGGGCGUGUUGUCCUUGUAGGCGAUGCUUUCACAGGCUUUAGGUCUCAUCUGGGGAUGGCAUCCGAACAGGCUGCUCGCCAUGCUGUGCAAAUGGACAAGGUCUGGCGGGGAGAGAUGACCAUGGAGCAACGCGACCGGGAGGCAAUUUUAUACGCGAAACGCUUCAUUUUAUUGAAUAGGAUGGUUGGAUGGACGGGCCUAGGAUGGGUAUUUUCCCUUUUCACCGCAAUGGCGAGUUAUGCGUGGCUGGCCAUUCAGCAGGGGCUGGGUAUUGCGUAA